Heterocephalus glaber (naked mole-rat) is the source of this 10162-nucleotide messenger RNA. RefSeq names its product FRAS1 related extracellular matrix 1 (gene Frem1). Gene Ontology annotation, cellular component: membrane. NCBI's taxonomy places the organism in Eukaryota, Metazoa, Chordata, Mammalia, Rodentia, Bathyergidae. The record is from RefSeq and is a predicted model, not a curated record. Gene Ontology annotation, biological process: anatomical structure morphogenesis; cell communication.
AGGAAGCUGGGAAGAGGCUAGGAAGGAAACAACCGUCCUAUUAACAAAAGCUCAGUCUUGUCCCGGAGGACCUACCAGCCGAAGGGAAGGGUGAACGUGGCUCUCGGCCUGGGAGCUGGAGCUCCUUGCAAACAGUGGCAGGCAUCCCGAUCCUGUCCUUCUCAGGAGGAGUCCUGGAGCUUGGUGCUCCUGAAGUUUGCAAAGCCGCAGCAGCAGCCUUGGAACAAAUGAAGUGGAGUGUGUGUGUGUGUGAAAUUUAGUUCUGGUUGGGGUUUUUUUUUUUGAUGUGUGGGUUAAUGGAUUUUUAGUACAAAGAAAACUCAAACUCAGCUGACCUGAAAGACUGGAAUUUCAGCUCUCUUCCUUCCCUGGGAUAUUUUUCCUCCCCCUUCCUCUCUAAGCCCUUUAAACCAGAUUACUGGGUCAGUGACUCUUACUCAGCCCGCCAGUUCCAAGGUUUCCAGCUUGUUUGGCUUAGAAAGAAAAACCACUACAUGAUUAGCGAAGCACUGGGGAGGCACAUUCAUUUCGCGGUGGCGUUGUCAGGAGCGAUCAGCGAGUUUUAUGAAAAGCCCGGAAUUGCCUGAAAUGCCUCCUUGUCUGAGCCUGAGAUGAGAGGGGCACGGUGAGACCUCCCUGUGUGACCCCGGCCCUGCCCCUUGGCCCUGGGAGAAACCCCGGAGGAGGAGGCGCCUUCCUUGGUGCUCGCUGGUGCUGCAGGCAGGGCCCGGCAUGAGCCCUCCAGGCUGGAGUGCGCACUGCGCCCUGGUGCUCCCCCUGCUCCUGCACGCGACCCAUCCCACCUUCGUCAGCCUAAACCGCGGGCUGAGGGUGACCAAGGGCAGCUCGGCCUUCCUGUCAGCGGAGGACCUGCAGUUUGCCAUUCCAAGAGAGAAAGACGCCUGCAAAGUGGAAGUCGUGGUGCACGAGCCCAUAACCCAGAGGGUUGGGAAACUCACUCCUCAGGUCUUUGACUGCCAUUUCCUUCCCAAUGAAGUAAGGUAUACUCACAAUGGUUGCCCAAUUCUUGAUGAAGACACCGUGAAGCUUAGAGUUUACAGAUUUACCGAAACAGACACCUUCAUGGAAACCUUUGUUCUGCGGGUCUAUCUCCUGGAACCAGACUGUAGUGUCAUCCGGAGGAGGAGCCGUGUGCUGGAGGUGUCUGAAUUCUAUGGCCUGUCCCAAGCAAUUGAUAAGAACCUGCUCCAAUUUGAUUAUGAUGGGACGGCUGGUCUGGAGUGCACUGUAGAGCUGGACCCCAUGAGAACUCAUCUGCCAGCUCACGGCCAGAUGGUCGUGGUGGAGCCUCAACCGGAAGAACCUCGUGGAGAUCAGCCACACAGUUUUUUUCCUGAGUCCCAACUGGAAACAGAACUGAAGUGUCCAGGCAGAAGCUGUACCCUGGGACUGAAGAAAAUAGGAAGUCUCAAAGUGAGCUGUGAGGAGUUCCUGAUGAUGGGGCUUCGUUAUCAACAUAUGCACCCUCCUUCUCCCAACAUCGAUUAUAUCUCCAUCCAGCUGGACCUUACAGACAGCAGGAGUAAAAUGCUUUACAAGUCAGAAAGUGUGUGGUUGCCUGUCUACAUCAGAGGUGGCUUUCCAAACCAGAUUCCAAGGGCUGCAUUCAUGUCCGUGUUCAUUCUGGAAGUGGAUCAGUUCAUCCUGACCUCUCUGACUACAUCUGUUCUGGACUGUGAAGAGGAUGAGACCCCUAAACCCUUGUUGGUGUUCAACAUCACAAAAACUCCACUUCAGGGCUAUGUCACUCACCUUUUCGAUCACACCCGACCUGUCUCCUCAUUUACCUGGAGAGAUCUCAGUGACAUGCAGAUUGCUUAUCAGCCACCAAACAACAGCCAUUCGGAGAGGAGACAUUACGAGGUGGAGCUAGAGGUAUAUGACUUUUUCUUUGAGAGAAGCGCACCCAUCAUGGUCCACAUCUCCAUCAGAACAGCAGAUACCAAUGCCCCACGAGUGUCCUGGAAUACAGGUCUGAAUCUCCUGGAGGGGCAGUCUCGGGCUAUCACAUGGGAACAGUUCCAGAUUGUUGACAAUGAUAACAUUGGUACUGUCCAGUUGGUCACUGUUGGUGGCCUGCAGCACGGAUGGCUUACAGUGAGAGGGGGGAAAGGAUUUCUCUUCACUGUGUCAGACCUUCAGGAUGGAGUUGUUCGCUAUCACCAUGAUGACAGUGACUCCACCAAAGACUUUGUGGUCUUCAGGAUAUUCGAUGGAUAUCACAGCAUCCGUCACAAGUUUCCUAUCAACAUUUUGCCCAAAGAUGACAGCCCUCCGUUCCUCAUAAGCAAUGUUGUGAUUGAGCUGGAGGAGGGGCAGACCAUCCUGAUCCAGGGGUCCAUGCUGAGAGCCUCAGACAUGGACUCUAGUGAUGACUACAUCUUCUUUAAUAUCACAAGACCCCCAAAGGCUGGAGAGAUCAUGAAGAAGCCAGGGCCAGGGCUGAUAGGCUAUCCUGUCCCUGGCUUCCUUCAGAGGGACUUACUUAAUGGGAUCAUUUACUAUCGUCACUUUGGUGGAGAAAUUUUUGAAGAUUCUUUUGAAUUUGUCAUGUGGGACAGCCAUGAACCUCCAAAUCUUUCAGUGCCACAGGUAGCAAUGAUCCAAGUCACUCCUGUGGAUGACCAGCUCCCACAGGAGGCUCCUGGAGUUUCUCGGCAUUUGGUUGUCAAGGAAACAGAGGUGGCCUACAUAACUAAGAAACAUCUACAUUUCCUAGACACGGAAUCAUAUGAUGGGGAGCUGCUCUACACAAUAACAACUCCUCCAUUUUUUACCUUCAGCCACAGACAUUUGGAUGCUGGGAAGCUAUUCAUCGUGGACAGCAUACCAAAGCUAACAAAAAAUCCUACAGCCUUGGGACUGAGGUCAUUUACUCAGCAUGCUGUGAACUAUUUGAAAGUGGCCUACAUGCCACCCAUGGAAGACAUAGGCCCCCAUCUUCGACAGGUCCAGUUCAAAUUUUCUAUCAGUAACCAACACGGUGGCACUUUGCAUGGAAUCUGUUUUAACAUUACGAUUCUCCCAGUGGACAAUCAGGUUCCCAAGGUCCUCACCAACCGCCUGAGAGUGGCAGAAGGAGAUCGAUGCAUCAUCAGCACAGAACACAUUCUGGUUUCUGAUGUGGACACCACGCUGGAUGGCAUCCGGCUCUCCCUGCAGGGUCUGCCUCUGAGUGGAAGGGUGGAGCUACACGGAUUUCCUCUGAAUGCAGGGGAUGUGUUUUCUUGGGAAGACCUCCAUACCCUAAAAGUUAGGUAUCAACAUGAUGGAUCUGAAGUUCUUAAGGAUGACAUAUGCUUGCAGGUCACAGAUGGCACAAAUUGGGCAGAAUUUGUUCUACAUGUUGAGGUAUUCCCUGUAAAUGAUGAGCCACCCAUCCUAAAGGCUGGCCUCAUCCCCAUGAUGCAUUGCUCAGAGGGUGGAGAGGUGGUCAUCACUCAUGAAUUUGUUUUUGCUACUGACAUGGACAGUGAUGACUUCAAACUGAUGUUUUUGAUUGCCCGAGAACCCCAGCAUGGGGUGGUGAGGAAGGCAGGAGUCAAAGUGGAUCAGUUCUCUCAGGGAGAUGUCAUCUCAGGAGCCGUGACGUACAAACACACGGGUGGCGAGGUUGGCCUGGUGCCUUGUUUUGACACCAUUGCAUUGGUGGUUUCGGAUCAAGAAGCUGGCCCUUUUGUAAAUGACUGUUGCUACAAUGGACCUAAUCCAUCUGUUCCUCUUCAUGAGUCCUUUCCAAUGUAUGAUCUCAACAUCACAGUACAUCCAGUAGACAAUCAGCCUCCUUCAAUUGCAAUAGGUUCCAUGUUUGUCGUAGAUGAGGGGUCCUCAGUGGCCCUUACCAUUCACCAUUUGUCUGCCACCGACCCGGACACUGUUGCAGAUGACUUGGAAUUUGUUUUGGUUUCACCUCCGCAGUUUGGCUACCUUGAAAACACGCUCCCUUCUGUGGGGUUUGAGAAAAGCAAUAUGGGGAUCAGCAUAGCUUCCUUUCAGUGGAAAGACAUGAAAGCUUUGCACAUUAACUAUGUGCAAUCCAGGCAUCUGAGGAUAGAACCUACUGCCGACCAGUUCGUGGUGUACGUCACAGAUGGGAAGCACCGCUCCCUGGAGGCACCGUUUUAUGUUAUGAUCAACCCCACCAAUGAUGAAGCCCCUGACUUCGUAGUACAGAAUAUUAGUGUGUUUGAGGGUCAGAUGGCCGAGCUGGACUCGUCUGUCCUCAGCGCUGCUGACCUUGACGUCCCCAAAGACCUCUUACUGUUCAUUGUCACUCACCAGCCCCAUCACGGCCUCCUCGUCAACAGGGUGUUCAGCAAAGACUCGCUUCAGAACAAGCAGCUGGCUGGCCCUGACCAGAAACACGAGCUCGUUCACAACUUUUCCAUGGAACUAUUCAAGUGUGGAAUGAGAUUGACAUACAUGCAUGAUGACUCGGAGAGCCUUGCUGAUGACUUCACAAUCCAGCUGUCUGACGGGAAACACAAGAUACUUAGAACCAUUUCAGUAGAGGUUACCCCAGUCAAUGAUGAGAAACCAACACUGAGCAAGAAGGCUGAAAUUGCAAUAAAUAUGGGUGAUACUCGUAUUCUUUCUAGUGCUGUUCUUUCUGCCACAGAUAAAGACUCGCCUAGGGAGAAGAUUUACUAUUUAUUUGAAAAACUUCCCCAAAAUGGGCAACUUCAGCUUAAGAUAGGGAGGAUCUGGGCGCCCCUCUCGCUGGGCAUGAAGUGCACUCAGGAGGAAGUGGACCUGAACCUGCUGAGAUACUCACACACCGGGACGGAGGACUCCCCGAACCGAGACAGCUUCACCUUCUACCUCUGGGACGGUGACAACAGAUCACCUGCAUUUGAUUGUCACAUCAUCAUCGAGGGCGUAGGGAAAGGGAAAGAUGAUAUUGUCAUUCUCACAAAGCCACUUGUGGUGUCUAAAGGUGGCAGAGGCAUCUUGACAACUGCCACUCUGUUGGCACUGGGCGGGACAGACAAGCAUGAGGAGCUGCUCUACUUCGUCACCUCCCCACCGCAGUAUGGCCAGAUGGAAUACGUCCACUCUCCCGGAGUCCCCAUUGCAAGCUUCAGCCAAGUGGACAUAGCAGGACAGACAGUCUGCUAUGCCCACAAGAGCAAGGUGGCUGCCUCCAGGGACAGCUUCAGAUUCCUCCUCAGCAACGGGCUGUGGACCAGGAGCGGGGAGUUCGAGAUCACACUGAAGGCCGCGGACAGAGCCCUGCCAGUGGUGGCUAGGAACAGAGGGCUGAGGCUGGCCCCGGGCGCCACGGGGCUGCUGUCCCCAGACCUCCUCCAGCUGAGCGACCCCGACACGCCUGCGGAGAGCCUGGCUUUCCUCCUGGCCCAGCUCCCGCGGCACGGCCAGCUCUACCUGCGGGGAGCAGCGCUGCGGCAAGGCAACUUCACGCAGCAGGACGUGGACAGCAGACGCGUGGCCUAUCGGCACUCGGGAGGCCACUCCCAGGCCGACUGUUUUACCUUUGUGGCUGCAGAUGGGACAAACCAAGGCUUCAUUGUGGAUGGGAGAGUCCGGGAGGACCCUGUUCCCUUCGCCAUUCAGGUGGACCAGGUGGACAGAACAGCACCCCGAAUCACUCGCUUGCAUCCCCCUUCCCAAGUGGGGCUCCUCAAAAAUGGCUGUUAUGGGAUUUACAUCACUUCCCAUGUGCUGAAGGUGUCAGACCCUGACACCAAGGAUGACGAGAUCAUCUUUAAGAUUUUACGAGGCCCACUACAUGGACAUCUGGAGAACACAACAACAGGUGAAUUUAUCUGUGAGAAAUUUACCCAAAAGGACUUAAACAGUAAGACCAUUAUUUAUAUCAUAAACCCAUCUUUGGAAGUAAAUUCAGAUAUCGUGGAAUUUCAAGUCAUGGACCCCACAGGGAACUCUGCUCCUCCUCAAAGUUUGGAAUUGAAGUGGUCUCAUGUUGAAUGGUCACAGACAGAGUAUGAGGUCUGUGAGAAUGUGGGCGUGUUGCCCUUGGAAGUGACCAGGAAGGGAUAUACCAUGGAAUCUGCCUUCGUUGGUAUAAAGGUCAACCAAGUGUCAGCUACAGUUGGAAAAGAUUUCACUGUGACUCCAUCCAAACUGAUUCAGUUUGACCCAGGAAUGUCAACUAAGAUGUGGAAUAUAGCAAUUACCUAUGACGGAUUAGAGGAAGAUGAUGAGGUCUUUGAAGUGAUUCUGAACUCCCCUGUGAAUGCAGUUCUUGGCACAAAGACAAAAGCUGCAGUGAAAAUUUUGGACUCAAAAGGAGGAUGGUGCCAUCCCUCAUCCUCCGACAGCCAGAGCAAGCACAGUGCAUGGGAGAAGGGUAUCUGGCACCUGCUGUCCACAGGGUCCGACUCACCCACCACUUCUGGCUCCCUGCGUCUGGAAAGAAGACCGCCUCCAUCUUCCGAGCAGCCUGCGGUCACCAGGGGAGACUCCCCACAGGGCUUUGAUUCUGCAGAGCUUGCUGGGAGGAAGCUCAGGACCCGUGGGAAUGGCAGAGUGGUCCAUCCAUCCUCUGUGUAUAGAAAUGGGACCAACGUCAUCUACACUUAUCAUAGGAUGGUUUCCUUGAAACUGGAGGAUGACAGUUUCCCGAGUCACAAAAGGAAGGACAAAGUAGCCCUCAUUCGUCAGCCACAGAAGACAGUCAGAGCGGCAGAGCUGCCAAAAGCAGAUAAGGUUGAAUCCACAACUGGCUCACACCUCCCCAGACAGGGCCAGCUGCCCUCCUUUCCAAAGAACUGCACUGUGGAAUUGAAGGGACUCUUCCAUUUUGAAGAAAGCACCCAAAAGCUAUAUCAAUGCAAUGGGAUGAUCUGGAAAGCCUGGAACCCCCAAACCAAGGAGGCAGAGGACAGAUCCUGCCCAGCUGGAUGGCACCUUCACUCAGGCUACUGUCACACCUUGGUCACAGAACAGAAAAGCACCUGGAACACAGCUGCUCACUCUUGCAAGGAACAAUUUCUGGGCAACCUCGUAACAGUGUUCUCCAGGCAGCACAUGCGGUGGCUGUGGGACCUCAGUAGGAGGAAGCCCUUUUGGAUAGGUUUGAACGACCAAGGGCGCACUGGCCACUGGGUGUGGAUUGGCGGUGAACCUCUCACCUUCACCAUUUGGAAGAGAAGGUCCCCUCCACAUUCACAGUUUGGAAAGAACUGUGUUUUGUUUCAGAGUCAGGGGAAAUGGAAAACAAAGAACUGUAGGAAAGGCAAACCUCACAAUUUCGUGUGCUCUAGGAAACUCUAAAUGUAACUGGCUCUGUGGGUGCCUGCCUGAGAUUUCUCACCUAUUUAUUAACAAGAUUUAUGAAUGUUGCUCCAUAGAAAGCAAAUUGUCAUGACUGGAUGGAUGCACUUUUGUGAUUCUAUCUUGUAAAAAUAGAACCUAGAGUAAUAAUUCCAGGAAGGCUAAUAAAUGAAUAUUUCUUAUAAAAUGAGAUACAGUUUUUAUCUCAGUAUCUUUCAUGAUAAAUGCCUGCAGUAUUGUACAGUGGACUUAUUCCAGAAGACCUAGAUAACCACCACUCUCCAAAUCUCAGGCAGCACCAAUUUUAUGUUCCUUGGAUUUGAUUUAUUUACAUUACCUCGAAUGAGCCCAUUCUCAAGUCUAUUGUUGGUGCUACUACCAUUGUAGUGUAAGCGAAGUGCACCCUCCCACUUCAUUAAACCAAGGCUGAGUUGCAAAUGGUUUGCUUGUCCUUUGGUACCUUUUAAAUGUGAAACCUAAAAUUGGAGGCUGUGGAAGGAAAGAAGAAUUGUUUUUCUGAUGGCUGAAUCUUGGAGAUGGAGGCUCAAAGUUGCAAAAGUGAGAAUUCAGGAAGCUCCCCAGCAUCACUCAUGAAACAUGCCUCCUUCUCAGUAUGAAUGUCAACAUUAUGCUACCAUCUAAAGCUAAAGAUCAGGUUUCUCCAGACUUUCAGAGUCAUGAGAAAUUUGAAGUAACAUAAUCUCUUCAUUUUCAUCAGCGUUUAUCGUACUGACUGGCAUUUCUCAAGGACAUUGGAAUAGGGUGUACAUGUGAAUGAUGAUUGGCAUAUGUAAGAAGAAUACUGCUUCCUUGGAAGCAUCCCCAUGAACUAAGCUGAUCAAUAAAGAAAAGUAACACAGAAAACAGUGAUUGAAAAAAUAUCUACUCAGAAUUUUGUUGUAAUUUUGAGCCCUUGAAUCUUUACUUUCAAAAAUGUUAUGUUAACUUGAUUCUGUAAUGGAAAGGUACCUUAUUAAUUUAUAAACUUAGCUGCAUGAAAUAUUUUUUGUAGCAAUAAAGCAUAUUGUAUCCCUCCCAGAAUGCCUUACUAAAAUUAAGGUUUACUCACAGGAAAUCAGAACUUUAUUUUUAAAAUGUUUAUUAAAGAUUUUCCUCUUUUCAUAGUCAUUGAAAAAUAAGAUUGUACCAAAUGUAACUUGCUGUAUGAGUGCCAGAGUAACUUCAGAAUUAAAAUUGGGUUAUCUAGUAGACUAGAGUUUUGGUGCAAGCCUUUUUUAAAUAAUACUUUGAGUAUUGUAGGCACUAAAAGUGAUUUAAGAAAGUCAUUCUAGUUUCUGGAUAUAAAAACGUGGCAGGCUUGGUUUUUUCUGUUCAUUUGUUUUAUUUCUGUUCAUCUGUCAAAGUUUUGACUAACAGAGAGGUGCAUAAGAGUCAAACCUUCUGUCUCUUACUUAAAUAUAAAUAUGCAGUAAUUGUAAAGUCUGGGGGCUCCUUACCUUAGAUAUCUAAGGUGGCCUUUAGAUUGGCAUAAUGCACAGAUCUCCCAUGCAUCCUCUAGUAUACAACCAAAUAUGCCACACCUAUCCUCUACACCAGCUGCAGGGCGGUUCAGGGCUUCUGCAGUGUGGAAAGGUGGGAUUAAGCAUGAGGAAAAGAAGGAGUAGGUCCUAGGAGGAAAGUGAAAGAUUAAAAAAUUCAAGGGCAACUGCUUGCUACUGAGAUUCUGAAACUCUGAAAAUUAUUUAGAAUUUGAAAGCUAUGUCAACUUGAUCAUGUAGAACUUGGUUGGCGUGGGGAAUCUGUUACACUGUUCUGCAAUAAAAAUAAUACAAAUAUCAUGGCAAAUGAUGGCAUACAAAGAGAAAGCUGUAAUUUUUACAACAGUAGAAAUACCAGUAGAAUAUUUUAAAAUAUUCCUGAUCAUGACAAUAGUAAUCAAGUUAGGAAAUCCAAGUAAUUGGAAGACCACACAGAUCUGGGUAAGUGUGAGUCCUGGGCAGGAUUCACCAUGACUUUCCUACUUGAUCAUGGUUGAGGUUGGACUUGCGGAAGAAGAGGUAAACAGUUGUCAAAUGUUCCUCGUGUCCUAAUUGGUCACUCCUACUCUUUUGGUUCUAGUGGGAAUGGGAAAGAAGGAAACAUAGAGAUGAGCAGAAUGGGGGGACUGGGAGGUUACAGAAGAGAAGAGCCUGGAGAGAAAGGUUGAGCAGGAAAGGACUGAUGGUAGCUCAGUCCUAACUGUCACCAGUUUUCUUCCCCAAACUUGAAUACUGACUCAUAAAACGCUCCCCUGUACCCAAGGGCAUGUAACUUUUAAGACUCUUCUGAAUGUUGGUCUUAAAAAACAUAUAGAAUGUAUUUGCUAAAAAUAAAUUUUAGCUGAGGAUUUAGCUCAGUGGUUCCACCGCCUGCUUCGCAAGUGCAAGGUCCCGAGUCCAAUCCCUGGUACCAAAAAAUAAAUAAAUAAAAAUAAAUUUUAAAAGCAUAUGAUAAUCAUGUCAUCUCCUUCCAUGCAGUGGUUAAAACAAACCAUGUGGCACUUAUUUGCAUUUUUGUUUUUGCUUAUUUUUAAUACAGCCAAAAUAUAUGUACCUAUUUUAAUCAAUACCAUGGUUCUGUGCAAUUUCAGCCAUAAACCGGUGCUGAUUAAUUUCUUCAACAAAGCAGCAUAUUAAGUGUACUAUAACUAGUGUUGUAUCAUAAUUAAUAAAAUGAAAUUAUUUGUAGGUCUCAGAUACUAUUCUUUUAGUUUUUCAUAUUUAUCUUUUUCCUGGGAAUACAUGGGUUUGAGGUCUUAAUGAUAAGCAUGUCUCAUCUUUACUGUUUAGACCUGCAUUUAGUCAUAUGACAUUCACACAUCCUUACAUCAUUCAGUUAAAAGAUAUUACAUAUAGAUUGUCAACUCUGCACCUGGCAUUGUUUU